UCAUAUAUCGCUAAAAUUCGACAUUCUCUUAUCGCUUUUUUGCCCUUUUCUCCCCCAUGGAAAAUUUCUUUGUAUGGAUGGAACUGCGUGAUUCCAAUUUGGUGGUGUCGCCCGAAUCUUCCACUUUUCAUUCUAUUUAUUCGACCAAAACGCAGGCACUAACCCAUGCUGCAAUCGCAACCUUGAGCUGUUGUUGGAUCUUUGUGCUGUAUAUUGUGUGAUCCGGUUUCACGACUUCUACCUGAUUUGCUAUGGGUUACCGCAGCAAUGAUAUUGAUGAGAGUAAUCAGCAGAAUGAUCUCGGUGCCAUUGCACGCAACGGAAGAGAAAUUCUUUUUCAGGCAUUUAAUUGGGAGUCUCAUAAGUAUGAUUGGUGGAGAAAUUUGGAAAGGAAAGUUCCUGAUAUCGCGAAAUCUGGAUUUACUUCAGCAUGGUUGCCACCAGCAAGUCAUUCCUUCGCACCUGAAGGUUACCUUCCGCAGAACCUUUAUUCCCUCAAUUCUUCGUAUGGUUCGGAGCACCUGUUGAAAGCAUUGCUUCAAAAAUUGAAGCAACACAAAGUUAGAGCAAUGGCUGACAUAGUCAUCAAUCAUCGAGUUGGAACUACUCAAGGGCAUGGGGGAAUGUAUAACCGUUAUGAUGGAAUCCCUUUAUCAUGGGACGAACAUGCUGUCACAUCUUGUACUGGUGGAUUGGGUAAUAGAAGCACUGGGGACAACUUCCAUGGGGUUCCAAACAUUGAUCAUAGCCAGCAAUUUGUUCGGAAAGAUAUUACUGCAUGGCUCCGGUGGCUACGGAAUAGUGUUGGCUUUCAGGAUUUUCGUUUUGAUUUCGUAAGAGGCUAUUCAGCAAAAUAUGUGAAAGAAUAUAUUGAAGGAGCUAAGCCAAUGUUUGCUGUGGGGGAGUCCUGGGAUUCGUGCAACUACAAUGGUCAUGGUUUGGACUACAACCAAGAUAGCCACAGACAGCGGAUAAUCAAUUGGAUUGAUGGCACUGGACAGCUUUCAACUGCGUUUGACUUCACAACAAAGGGAAUUCUUCAGGAAGCGGUUAAGGGACAAUUCUGGCGCCUUAGGGAUCCUCAAGGGAAACCUCCAGGUGUCAUGGGAUGGUGGCCUUCAAGAGCUGUAACAUUCAUUGAUAACCAUGAUACAGGCUCAACCCAGGCUCAUUGGCCCUUCCCUUCAUAUCACAUCAUGGAGGAGAUUCAACAGUUAGCUAGGGAACUUCUGGAUAGAUUCGUAGCUACAGUAGACGACUGUACCCGAGUCCUCUAUUUUAGUACUUCAUUGGCAGAGGGCUAUGCAUAUAUUCUCACGCAUCCAGGGAUACCAACUGUGUUUUAUGACCAUUUCUACGACUGGGGCAAUUCCAUCCAUGACCAGAUCGUGAAACUGAUGGACAUUCGAAAGCGUCAAGACAUUCACAGCCGAUCAUCUAUUAGAAUUCUGGAGGCACAGGCGAAUCUCUACUCUGCAAUCAUUGGGGAGAACGUGUGCAUGAAGAUUGGUGAUGGGUCAUGGUGUCCAACUGGCAGAGAGUGGUCAUUGGCAACUUGUGGCCAUAGAUAUGCAGUAUGGCAGAAGUAAAGCCUCUAAAGCAAUUUUAUCCGUUACCCAUAUCUAUUUUGGGAUUGGCCUCGGGGGCUUGGGCUUUUCCCUUUAGCCAUAGUAUUACAAAUUUACUUGGAGAAUCAUACGUUGUACUGGGUUUUCAUUUACCGUCUCUAAUGCUUAAUAAUAUCAAAUAUUUCUAUAA
This is a messenger RNA of Carya illinoinensis, 1758 nucleotides long. Its product is annotated as probable alpha-amylase 2. Gene Ontology annotation, biological process: carbohydrate metabolic process. Gene Ontology annotation, molecular function: alpha-amylase activity; calcium ion binding. Lineage: Eukaryota; Viridiplantae; Streptophyta; Magnoliopsida; Fagales; Juglandaceae. The coding region runs from base 252 to 1589 and encodes 445 amino acids. The record is from RefSeq and is a predicted model, not a curated record. The transcript is spliced from 14 exons.